This is a messenger RNA of Cornus florida, 1635 nucleotides long. RefSeq lists its product as uncharacterized. The record is from RefSeq and is a predicted model, not a curated record. The coding region runs from base 1 to 1635 and encodes 544 amino acids. NCBI's taxonomy places the organism in Eukaryota, Viridiplantae, Streptophyta, Magnoliopsida, Cornales, Cornaceae. The transcript has 7 exons.
AUGCAUCGGAUUUUCUUAGAAGAGGACUCCAAACCUUCGCGAGAAGCACAGAGGCGGUUAAAUCCCAAUAUGAAAGAGUUGGUGAAAAAGGAAGUAGUCAAGCUCCUUGAUGUAGGCAUUAUUUACCCAAUUUUAGACAGUCAGUGGGUAAGCCCGAUUCAAGUGGAUCCAAAAAAAUCUGGGAUCACCGUGGUGAAAAAUUCUGACGGGAAGAAAUUUUAUUACUUCUUGGAUGGGUAUUAUGGAUACAAUCAAGUUGCCAUUCAUCUUAACGAUCAGGAGAAAAUAACUUUCAUCUGUUCAUAUGAAGUCUUCAUGGAUGACUUUUCAGUGUUUGGGUCUUCAUUCGAUAAUUGCCUAGAGAAUUUAGUGCUUGUUCUUCAACGACGUAAAGAGAAGAUUCUAAUCUUGAGUUGGGAGAAAAGUCACUUCAUGGUGCAAGAAGGAAUUGUCUUUGGCCAUGCUCCAGAUUGGUCUCUUCCUUAUGAGAUUAUGUGCGACGCAUCAGAUUAUGCAGUUGGGGCAGUCUUGGGUCAGAGAAUGGAGAAAUUGCCAAGAGUAAUUUACUAUGCAAGUAAGAUCUUAAUAGAGGCACAAUUAAACUAUACUAUUACUGAAAAAGAAUUAUUAGCAGUGGUCUUUGCUCUGGACAAGUUUUGCUCUUAUUUGUUGGGUUCCAAAGUUAUUGUGUUUUCUGAUCAUGCAGCUCUUCGACAUUUGCUCAACAAAAAGGACACCAACCCAAGGUUGAUUAGGUGGAUUCUAUUGAUACAAGAAUUCGACCUAGAAAUCAAAGACAAGAAGGGUUCAGAAAAUGUGGUGGCAGACCACUUAUCCAGAAUUUUGGAAGAUCCACAAUUAUACAAAUACCGCUCGGACCAAAUUAUUCGUCGCUGUGUACCAGAUAAUGAAAUUUCAAGCGUUCUAAAGUUUUGUCAUACACUAGCUUGUGGUGGCCAUUUCAGUGGAAAGAAGACAGGAGCAAAGAUUCUUCAGAGUGGUCUAACUUGGCCUUCCUUGUUCAAAGAUGCUCACAAGUUUGCUAAGGCCUGUGAUCGAUGUCAACGGUUGGGUACCAUUAUAAAAAGAGACAUGAUGCCUCUCUCCUCAAUUCUGGUUAUUGAAAUUUUUUAUGUCUGGGGCAUUGAUUUCAUGGGGCCAUUCUCGAUGUCACAUGGCAAGAAGUAUAAUUUGGUGUAUCGCACUGCAAUCAAGACACCAAUUGGGAUGUCGCCAUAUCGCUUGGUCUUCGGGAAAGCAUGUCAUUUACCUGUGGAAUUGGAGCAUAAAGCUUUUUGGGCUGUGAAAAAAUUAAACUUCGAUAUGAGUCAAGCUGGGUCUAAGAGGAAGUUGCAGCUAAAUAAAUUAGAAGAACUUCGUAAUGAUACUUACGAAAGUGCAAGAAUUUAUAAAGCUAGAACCAAAGCGUUUCAUGAUAAGCACAUUGUGAGGAAAAAUUUCGAGCCAGGUAACAAGGUCUGGUUAUUCAACUCCAAGCUGAAGCUAUUUCCAGGGAAAUUGCACUCAAGAUGGGAUGGUCCAUAUCAAGUUCAAAUGGGUUACACUAUUGCCACCGAUGAGUUCUCUUCUGCGCGCAAUGAUCGUUAUGGUGAGGUUGAUUGGAAUCACAGCUGA